This is a messenger RNA of Echinococcus granulosus, 1854 nucleotides long. Its product is annotated as WD repeat-containing protein 70. The coding region runs from base 1 to 1854 and encodes 617 amino acids. Gene Ontology annotation, molecular function: protein binding. The record is from RefSeq and is a predicted model, not a curated record. Lineage: Eukaryota; Metazoa; Platyhelminthes; Cestoda; Cyclophyllidea; Taeniidae. Gene Ontology annotation, cellular component: nucleus; site of double-strand break. The transcript has 4 exons. Gene Ontology annotation, biological process: regulation of DNA double-strand break processing.
AUGAAAUGGAGAAAGCCUUGGGCUUCAGUGCCUUCACCAGCAAUAAGCAGGCGAGAAAGUUUGACUUUAUGGAGAUGUUCGAAAAAUCACAUACUAUUGCCAAACAGAGGAAUGAAGAAGGAAAUAGAAAACUUGAUGGCAAGUCUUCCUAUACUUAUUUUGCCUCCAGAGCAAACUGCCCACUCAGAAGUUCAAAGCCAAUCAGAACAAGCAGAGAAGAAUGGUUUAGAAUCAGAUCACGAUGAUGAUGACACCGUUGUUCCUACAACGUCCGAUCAACCCGAGGAUCCUUAUUUUAUACCUAUGGCCGAACACUUGCUCUUGAACCAUGGCCCCAAACCUCUUACUGCAGUUGCUCUGGAUCCUUCAGGAUCUCGGGUUGCUACGGGAGGCUUUGAUUUUGACGUUAAGUUAUGGGAUUUUUCUGGAAUGGACAAAAGCUGCCGAGCCUUCAAGAUUUUUCAACCCAGCGAAGACCAACAAGUAAAACAUAUUGAAUUUAGCCCCACUGGUGAUAAUAUACUAAUUAUAUCGGGGAGUCCUCAGGCCAAAAUAUUUACACGUGAUGCGGAGCCUUACUGUGAGACGAUUCGAGGCUACCAGUAUAUCACGGAUCCAGCCAGCGCUAAGGGUCACACUCAUGCCCUCAAUGGAGGCACUUGGCAUCCAAUUGAUAGUCGGAAAUUCCUUACCUGGUCACAGGAUACCACCCUUCGGGUCUGGGAAAUCGAUACAGCUGAACAGAUUCUUGAUGACACGCGAAUCCCCUCCCAUUCAGCCAUCCUCAAACCUCGCAAUAAGCAGGGUCGCAAGACAACCCCCACCGCCGGUGCUUAUUCUAAGGAUGGAUUUCUGGUGGCAGCAGGGUGUGAGGAUGGUUCGCUGCAAGUGUGGGAUACCCGGAGACCUCUAGUUAACACUUCUCACCUCUACCGCACAGCACACCCUGUAGGAACUUACACUACGUGUCUAUGCUUCUCCUGGGAUGGCCAUGUGAUUGCCUCUCGUGCUAUGGACGAUACGGUGCGAUUGUGGGAUUUACGUGCUCUUUCCAAGGGAGCCGUCUAUACGGUGCGUGAUUUGCCAGUGUUAUUUGAGCAGACGGAGGUCUGUUUCAGUCCUAACGACACCAUGGUGGCGGCUGCUGUCUCUGCUAAGCGUGGAGAUCCUUCCAGUGGAGAGGUUGUUAUCUUCCGCAAGGAUACGUUCGAGCCAAUUCAUCACCACAAACCAGGCAGUGGAAGUGCGAUUCGCGUGGCUUGGCAUCCACGCAUCCGUCAGAUCGUCACGACUUUCUCCAACGGUACCGCCACGGUCCACUUCGACCCUGCUCACAGCCGUAACGGUGCCCUAAUGUGUGCCUACCGUCAGGCCUCUGAAGCUAGUCGGCGUCGUCGUCAGGGCUACGGUUGCUCUUCGGAUGCCUUCAUCAAACCCACCCUCCUCACCUUUGACGAGGACUCGGUGCGCGUGGCACGGAAGAUGCGUCGACGCUUCGGGAAUCUGGAGGAUGAGAACCAACUCGCUGUGGCUGCUGCGAUCGCGGCUUACGAGAAGGACCUUGUGGCCGCGAACGAGGCGGCGCGUAAGGCUGCUCGUAAGCGCGUACCCAACGCCGGGGAGGAUGUUGGUCAGCGUGUGGGGAGUCUACACAAGUACAUGGUGCAACAGAUUGUCCUGCGCAAGAACGAAGCUGAUGAACGGGCAGAGAAAGACAUCCGAGGAGCUAUUUUGCGUCAUGCGGAGGCAGCAAAGAAGGAUCCAUUCUGGACGAAGGCCUAUCUCAAGACACAGCCAAAUCCUAUCUUCCAAAAAGACGAGGCGAGUUCACCCAAACGGCCGAAGCCUUCGUAG